GGUUGCCCAGAGCUGCUCCUGGAUCCCUGGCAGUGCCCAAGGCCAGGCUGGAUGGGGCUUGGAGCAGCCUGGGGUAGCGGAAGGUGUCCCUGCCAUGGCAGGGGGUGGAAUUGGAUAAUCUUUCAGGUCCUUUCCGACCGAAACCAUUCCAUGAUUCUGUGAUUUGCUGGCACUGGGAGAGCAGCCAACAGGACCCUGCCUGCGAUGAGCUGCUCUGAGGGAGGAUGCGAUGCUUGGCAGGACGUUUGUGGUAUUAUAGCAUUUGAUGAACUGAAGACUGAUUACAAGAACCCCAUAGACCAGUGUAAUACACUCAAUCCUACAGUUGAAAAGGUCAAAAAGAUUAAAAGAGUCAAAAUUGCAUUAAAGCUUGUACUUCCAGAGUACCUCAUCCAUGCAUUCUUCUGUGUCAUGUUUCUCUGUGCAGCAGAGUGGCUCACACUGGCUCUCAAUAUGCCCUUGUUGGCUUAUCAUAUUUGGAGGUACAUGAGCAGACCCGUGAUGAGCGGCCCGGGGCUCUACGAUCCUACCACCAUCAUGAAUGCAGAUAUUUUAGCCUAUUGCCAGAAAGAAGGAUGGUGCAAAUUAGCAUUCUACCUUCUAUCUUUUUUUUACUACCUAUAUGGCAUGAUUUAUGUUCUGGUGAGCUCUUAAGAAGACAUUCAGCAAGCUUUGUUCCAGUUAAGUGCAUGCAAAAGCCACAAAAAACAUGGAUUCUUUACAACAAGAACCUCUGACCAAGAUUAAAUCCGGAACCUGACGUUCACAAUUGAGUUAGAAAACAAUGACUCCCCUAUUUUUAAAAUAUUUCCACAUUUUAUACUUGUGGAAAGACUGUUUUCUUAUAUUUUACUGGGACGCUGGAAUUAAUGAAUUAUGUGUAAAUUAAUAUAAAGAUGACUGGGGUUUGAAAAGUUCUGACUUUGCACUCCAUAAGGAACAGCCAUAACCUUCAAGUAGGUGUUGGUCACUACUAGCCUUAGUACUCUAGGGAUUUGCUGUAGGAUGGGCUUUGUAGUGGCUCACUUGGACUUGUGUAUCCCACUCUUUACUCUAAACCAGCCCUAGCUCCAAGUGCUUGGGAAUGACUGGAAUGCUGUAUGUUUUGCCCAUAGGUGAUGUUGGUCUUAGGAUAUUAAUUCAUGGACACAAAAGCAAAAAUAGUUGUAUUUUGGUUUAUUUUUUUAUUAUCUGGUUAAUCUUCCCCUGUAUGUGCAUCCAUAGGUCCAGAGCCUUCUGUAUCUUCUCCAAACAUUAACCCUGCUUUAAUCUCGAGCCUGUGUCAUUGUGAUAGGAGAAGCUGAAUUUCCAUGGAGGAAUGAAUUUAAAUGUUUUUUUUUUAUGUCUGUGCUGAUUAACAAAUGGACAAACCUCCAACGUUUAUCAAGUCCAAUGAUGAAAACACUCUUGGGUUUAAGAGUAGUAAAUACUACAGACUCUUUCAAAGCAGAAGGUGAGAUUGUGAAACUGCCCCGCUGUUCCUUAGUGCAAUAAAUGAUAAUAAAAAACAAAUCUCAAAUUCAGCAACA
Messenger RNA from Passer domesticus (house sparrow), 1529 nucleotides. It is a transcript of the gene CNIH1, whose product is annotated as cornichon family member 1. The record is from RefSeq and is a predicted model, not a curated record. Gene Ontology annotation, biological process: endoplasmic reticulum to Golgi vesicle-mediated transport. The transcript has 6 exons. Lineage: Eukaryota; Metazoa; Chordata; Aves; Passeriformes; Passeridae. The coding region runs from base 205 to 654 and encodes 149 amino acids. Gene Ontology annotation, cellular component: endoplasmic reticulum membrane; COPII-coated ER to Golgi transport vesicle.